Molecule: messenger RNA, 2133 nt
Organism: Falco peregrinus (peregrine falcon)
Lineage: Eukaryota; Metazoa; Chordata; Aves; Falconiformes; Falconidae
Product: ADP-ribosylation factor-like protein 3
Exons: 5
Coding region: 174-1037 (287 amino acids)
Biological process (GO): cilium assembly
Cellular component (GO): microtubule cytoskeleton; cytoplasm
Molecular function (GO): GTPase activity; GTP binding
Source: RefSeq, a predicted model, not a curated record
AAUCCUCUUCCUCCCCCGGGGAUGGGGAGUGUGCCAGUCACGCAGCCGCCGGCAGGCCCUGGGGACAAGCCCCUGGCAGCUCCCCAGGUGCGCCGCAGGCUGGAGUGACUCCCCAGACCAUGGGUGAUGUGCAGAAGGUAAGUGGGGUCUGGUGACAUUUUGCCUGUGCCAGGAUGGGUGGUGUGCCAGCACCAGCUCCCAAGCUGUGGUGCUGGGCGGGCUGGCAGAGCAGGACCAGGGCUUUACCCUGGGCAUGUCCCCACAGAGCGCCCAGGAGCUGGCAGGGCUCCCAGGGCAGGGACAGCACACCUGGGGCGGAGAUUGGGGCUGGGCGGAUCGGCCGUGGGUCACCCCGACCCUGGACACCUUGGGAACCAAGCCCUGGCGCUCGCUCAGGCCAUAGGCACAGGGUACCCAUGGCCGACAGUGCACCCAGCUCUCCUCCCCAAAACGAUGGUGCUCGGCAGCACCCCAGCACCCCGCACCCCCAGGGGCUGCUCUCCGUCAUCCAGAAGUUGAAGGGUUCCCCGGAGCAGGAGCUCCGCAUCGUCCUGUUGGGGCUGGACAAUGCGGGGAAGACCACGCUGCUGAAACGCCUGGCGUCUGAGGAGGUCAGCACCAUCACGCCCACCCAGGGCUUCAAUAUAAAGAGCGUUCAUUCACAUGGCUUCAAGCUAAACGUCUGGGACAUUGGGGGGCAACGCUCCAUCCGCCCAUACUGGAGGAAGUAUCUGGGCAGCACAGAUCUGCUGAUUUAUGUCAUUGACAGCGCAGACCAGAAGCGUUUUGAGGAGACAGGGCAGGAGCUGGCAGAGCUCACCGAGGAUGAGUCCCUCAUGGGGGUCCCGCUGCUGGUGUUUGCCAACAAGCAGGACCUAGUGACUGCAGCACCUGCAGCUGAAAUCGCAGAAGGGCUGAGCCUCCACACCUACCGGGACCGGGAAUGGCAGAUCCAGGCCUGCUCAGCCUUGUCUGGGGAAGGAGUGCAGGAUGGGAUGAACUGGAUUUCCAGCCAGAUCAUGAACAGGAAGAAGUGAGAGCUGCAAAGUGCCAGACAGGACUGAGCUGCAGGUCCCUGAGCCAUGGCCAACCCCCCUGGUCCCUAGACUCCCCCAAAAGGCUCGGCUAGGCCUUGAGACUCAGACUGCCAUGCUCAGGUGGGCUUCCCACCCAGUCUUUCGCUAAUCAGUCAGCUUCCCCUCUCCCUGCCUCCUGGGCUUCCAUGGGCUCCUCACACCCCCUGACCCUCCUGCAGUCCCGGUAUUGUUGGAGGGAAGCACAUGUCCCACUGUGUCUAGGGCUUGCACAUCUCCAAAAUGAGAACCUGCUUGGGACUCAUCCAUCCACCCCGCAUGGGACUCAUCCAUGCUGAUACACCCUGCAGAGGCUGCUGCAACAAACACACUGCCCAGGGCACGCUGAGCUCCCCACCACAAGCACCAGCUACACCCUCAGACACGGCACAUACAGCCCACUGAAUGGUGUGUGUUCCCCUUCGCUCAUGUAUGAUGUGACUGGUGCUGCCCCAGUCAUGGCAGAUGGCUCAGGAAAGCCUCAGCUCAGCAUCUUCCGCUGGCCAGAGGAGCUCCCACGUGUGCACAGGACCCGAACAAGCACAAAGACACAGAGAGGACCCAGCUGGGCAGUCGCCAAUCAAGGGGUUUCACUGCCUGGUGCCAGCCCUGGCUGCAGCCACAUGCACAUGCCUCUGAGAGGGGCUGAUCUGCAAGAGCUGCUGGGAAGUGUGUGGCCCACAUGCACCGGGGCUGGCGCUCCUAUUGCCCUGCUGAAGAUGGCCCUUCCGAGGGCUGGAAGAUGCAGCUCCCUGGCCACCACAACUGCGGUGCCAGGUGCCCGCGCCGCUGGGGAUGGGUGGGAGACAAGCCAGAGCGGGGCGGGGGACCUUCUGCUGGGCCAGGCCCCAAGCCGCAGCCCUGCCUGCCCGUAGGCCGCACUGCCCGCAGACAGGCAGCCCUGCGGCCCACAAUAAAGCCGCCCAUGACCUCCACGCUGCCUCGGCCAGUCCUUCCCGCGGCGCUGGGACGGCGCUGCCCUCUGUCUCGCCGCGCUGCGGCCCGGCGAGGCCUGCGGGGACCGCGGCCGUGCCCCGACCCCAGCGCCUGGCGCCAUCUU